AUGUCACCAAUAGAGGAAACUGAAGUGUUUGGUGAUGAAAAUGAUAUAUCAAUAGUGAGAACAAAUUCUCAAGUAGGCACUUUGGCAUUGGAUUUUCCAUCCACAUCAUAUAUAGGUAAAGAUCAUAGAGAUCCAGAAACAACACAGCAGGGAUUCUCUAUGAAUUUUGUGGAAUCUGUCGAUGACCUUUCAUAUUCAAAAACUGCUAGUAUACCUUGUGGAGGCUGGAAUUAA
Molecule: messenger RNA, 234 nt
Organism: Lathyrus sativus (Indian pea)
Lineage: Eukaryota; Viridiplantae; Streptophyta; Magnoliopsida; Fabales; Fabaceae
Source: the annotation of a GenBank genome assembly